CAAAAUGUCAAGUCUAUAAAUACACGCCCUGUUCCGUAGUGCCUUCCAUAAUUGACAUUUCUGUACAAUGGAUUCCCAAUCUCAAUCUCCCUCAGUUGAAACCCUAGAUCACAACUCAUCACUAAAGCAUGCCCAACUUCACGCUUCUGACAAUUCCGGUCCAAAUCAAGCAUCAGAGGAGCAAAACCUCGGUGAAUUCACUCUGAAGCGCGAGAUUCAGAGGCCCUUAUUGUCGGAAAACGGGUUGACAAACACUCACAGCGGCACCGACAGGGACCAAUCAGGCGGUGAGGAAGAAACCAGCAGUAGAAGGAGACGGAGGAGCCGUUGGGACCCACCUCCCACUGAAUCAACCAAUGAUGGGAACGGGGGCGGUGAUGGAAGUGGGACCGGAAGAAAGAGGAAGUCGAGGUGGGCUGACGAUGAGCCCAAACCCGUUAUUCAAUUGCCGGAUUUUAUGAAAGAUUUCACUGGAGGUAUUGAGUUUGAUCCUGAAAUCCAAGCUCUUAAUAGUAGAUUACUUGAAAUUAGUAGGAAAUUGCAAUCGGGUAUGCCCUUAGAUGAUAGACCUGACGGUGCUAGGUCGCCUUCGCCUGAACCUAUAUAUGAUAAUAUGGGAAUUCGUAUAAACACCAGGGAGUAUCGCGCACGAGAAAAGCUGAAUAGGGAGAGACAAGAGAUUAUAUCACAAAUCAUUAAGAAGAACCCUGCUUUUAAGCCUCCUGCUGAUUAUAGGCCUCCCAAGCUUCAAAAGAAGCUAUACAUUCCCAUGAAGGAGUUCCCUGGUUAUAAUUUUAUUGGGCUGAUUAUUGGUCCAAGAGGGAAUACUCAGAAGAGGAUGGAAAAGGAGACGGGAGCAAAGAUUGUAAUUCGAGGCAAAGGGUCAAUCAAGGAGGGUAGGUUCCAGCAAAAGGGGAAUUUAAAACCUGACCCUGCCGACAAUGAAGAUUUACAUGUGUUAGUGGAAGCUGAGAACCAGGAGUCUGUUGAAGCUGCUGCGGCUAUGGUGGAGAAGCUCUUGCAGCCUGUUGAUGAAGUGCUCAAUGAACAUAAGAGGCAACAGCUUAAGGAACUUGCUGCUUUGAAUGGAACAAUUAGAGAUGAGGAGUUUUGUAGGCUAUGUGGUGAACCAGGGCAUAGGCAGUAUGCAUGUCCUUCUCGCACCACCACCUUUAAGAGUGACGUUCUGUGUAAAAUAUGUGGUGAUGGGGGACAUCCUACUAUCGACUGUCCAGUGAAAAAUACUACCGGCAAGAAAAUGGAUGAUGAGUACCAGAAUUUUCUCGCAGAGUUGGGAGGUACCAUUCCUGAAUCACUAACAAAGCAAAACUCAGCAACGCUAGCUCUUGGCGCGGGAAACUCAGGAAGCAAUCCUCCUUGGGCAAGCAAUAAUAGUGCUGGUGGUGCUGGUGCCAGUUCACAUCCUGGCUUAGGGUCAAGUAUGCUAAAGCCAAAGGAGUUUGACGAGACAAACUUGUACAUCGGUUACUUGCCACCUACUCUUGAAGAUGACGGUUUGAUCAAUUUAUUCUCUCCAUUUGGUACCAUUGUGAUGGCUAAAGUUAUAAAAGAUCGUCUAAGUGGUCUGAGUAAAGGUUAUGGAUUUGUUAAGUUUGCGGAUGUUCAACAAGCUAAUAGUGCUAUAACUAGCAUGAAUGGCCACUGUCUUGACGGAAGAACCAUUGCUGUGAGAGUUGCAGGUAAGCCGCCUCAGCCUGCUGUGCCUCCAGGACCUGCUCCGGCAAUGCCUUCAUAUCCGGUUCCUAAUCAGGGCAUGGGCGCAUAUCCGUCCCAGCAUUAUGCAGCUGGUGGUCCCAUUGGCAAUGCCCCCCCUGGUAGCUAUCCCCCACCUGGUGCUCCAGUUCCAUGGGGGCCACCUGUGCCUCCUCCAUAUGCCCAGUACCCACCUCCUCCUCCUGGCGCAGCCAUGUAUCCUCAUGUUGCAGGUCAAUCCAUCCCUCCAUAUGGAAUGCAGUAUCCUCCUUCAAUUCCAACAGCCUCUUCUGGUGCCCCUUCUCAGACUGUUUCUUCUGGUGAAAACCAACAAACUUAUACAUCUCCAGUUGAGGCACAGCAAAGCUAUCCUCCUGGACUGCAAUCCCAGAGUGUCUAUGGCAAUUCUGACACAGCAAUGCCACCUAAUGCUCAACCUGCAUACCCAACAUCAUCAUACAGCUAUCCAUCUUAUUAUGGUGUCGUACCACCACCUCCUCCUCCAUCUGCAUCCCAGUCCAAUGGGAAUUAUUCACAGGGUAUGAGUAAUGUUCCCUGGGCUCCAAAUCCACCAACUCAUGCACCUCCAUCAUCAGCGGAGAAGCCUGCAUAUGGUGCGGAUGCAGAGUAUGAGAAGUUCAUGUCAGAAAUGAAGUCAUGAUGCAAUUGCUGUAUCACCUGCACUAUUAGGCUGAUGUGUUGGAGCAUUUCACCUGAUUUCUUCCCUCUUGCCAUGACUUAGUUGUUGGAAGUUUCAGACUCACAUCUUUAACCUUGUUGUACUGUUAUGCAGAGAGAUGAGACAUUCAGUUCAUUCAGCUUGUGUUGGAGCAUUAAAUCAGUGGAUUAUGGAUAUUAAUUAUGCUUUUUGUAGGAUUCGUUUCUGGGGAUUGGCUUCCAGCGUUGUUUUUCAAAUUUUAUUUUAAUGAUUUGUUGGAUUUUCUUGAUGACUAAUCACUGACAGUUUGUGUUUCUCUCCACUUUGUCUUCUUUACCACUAAUCUCCUUUGCUUUUCUCUUUUAACUUGGUUAUCUCUUUUACUUUCUGGGGUCAUUUAACUAUUGAGAGUUCAGAAAGCAGCCUGAUGCUUGCCUCUGCUAUUCCUCCCGAAAGGUGAAGCAUCUUCAAAUUUUGAAGGUUCCCAGGGUAUGUGAAUUUGAUAGUGUGAUGACUGCAUUCACAUGUCUACUAAUUAACUUGAUUACUCGUUCUGAUACAUUUUCCAGAUGUAUUGUGACAGGAAAAGAUGCUUGUGUUGGAAUGUAUUAUCCUGUGCUGGACUGAUUUGUGUCUUAAAAUCACUUAUCCUGUUGGGUAUCUUAAUUUGAAUUUUAUUUUGGAUUCUGUGAUGUUUAUCAAGAAAGUUCUCUGUGCAAUGGGAAUUAACUGAAGCCCAUCAGGGAGAAGUGAGAAUGAGUAGCAUUUAAAUGUGAUGGGCUAAACUAGGACAUUUCUAACCUGGUUAUGAACUUUUUAUUUGAAGGGGGCGGGGUGUGUGGGAAUCAAGUACAUGACUAUUUCAAUACUCUUCCAAUGAAGAGCACUGCUAUAGCAGGAAGCUAGCAGUCACUUUGAAUUUGACAUUGUUAUCUUAGAUUUUGAUUUGUGGCUCGGAAGUCUUAGAGAAACGGAAAGCACUAGCAGACAAAGUGGUUGAAUCACAUAGUAAAUAGGAGAUCUUGUGAGGAUGAAUAUAUUUGUACAUCUCUUCUUUUAUUCUUGUGAAUACAUAGUUGAGACAUUUCAAGCUACAUCUCCGCAGAAGUGUUUUUUCUA
Molecule: messenger RNA, 3490 nt
Organism: Solanum tuberosum (potato)
Lineage: Eukaryota; Viridiplantae; Streptophyta; Magnoliopsida; Solanales; Solanaceae
Product: branchpoint-bridging protein-like
Exons: 2
Coding region: 68-2374 (768 amino acids)
Biological process (GO): regulation of mRNA splicing, via spliceosome
Cellular component (GO): nucleus
Molecular function (GO): mRNA binding; zinc ion binding
Source: RefSeq, a predicted model, not a curated record